AGAAAAGGCCUAUUAAUUAAUUAAUUAAAGUAUGAUAAGAGAAAGGAAAGAUUAAAAAAAAAAGCUGCUGGAAUCCAUACUUUUAGAGAAAGGAAAGAUAAGGAAGAAUUGAUACUUGUCAUUACAAUUGCCGGAAUCCACUGGAGCAUCUAUAAAAAGCUGCUACAUAAUUGCCGGAACCAGUCCGUCCUCUGAUUUCGCAAAUGAGAGUGGAAGAUUUUCCAGACCGUGCAUGCAACGACGCCGUCUUACCGAUGCCCGGAGUGCCGGAGACGCCGCCGCAGACCGUGGAACUGCACAGAGUUUGUGUGCCCCCGCACAGGACAACCGCCCGGAAACUAAGGCAGAGAUUGGGAGAUAUCUUCUUCCCCGACGAUCCUCUCCACAGGUUCAAAGGCCAAACGAGGGUUAAGAAACUGCUUUUGAGUCUCCAGUUUUUCUUCCCGGUUCUGGAGUGGGGCCCGAAUUAUAAUCUCCGGCUUCUGCGUGCUGAUGUCGUAGCCGGCCUCACAAUUGCCAGCCUUGCCAUCCCUCAAGGCAUCAGUUAUGCAAAACUUGCAAAUUUGCCACCUAUCAUCGGACUCUAUUCCAGUUUCGUCCCGCCGCUGGUAUACUCUGUUCUCGGGAGUUCUAGGCAUCUGGCCGUGGGGCCGGUGUCCAUAGCCUCUCUUGUCAUGGGCACAAUGCUUAGUGAGGCACUUCCAUAUGGUGAAGACCACCAUGUUCUCUACCUUAAAUUGGCUUUCACGUCCACAUUUGUUGCUGGAAUAUUUCAAGCUUCUUUGGGCUUCUUCAGGUUGGGAUUCCUUAUAGAUUUUCUAUCAAAGCCCACUCUUUUGGGGUUCAUGUCCGGAGCUGCGGUCAUUGUUUCUUUGCAACAAUUGAAAGGCUUGCUUGGGAUUGUCCAUUUCACUAAUAAGAUGCAAAUUAUUCCUGUUUUGUCCUCAGUUUUCCAUCGCACGGAUGAGUGGUCUUGGCAAACUAUUGUGAUAGGAAUGCUUUUCCUCAUACUCAUGUUGACAGCGAGGCAAUUUAGCAUUUGGAAACCAAAAUUCUUUUGGAUUUCAGCGGCAGCACCACUGACAUCAGUCAUUUUGUCGACUGUCAUAGUCGCACUUCUUGGGGCUAAGGCUCACGAAAUUGCUACUAUUGGUCAUCUACCUAAGGGUCUGAAUCCACCUUCAUCAAAGAUGCUAUACUUUGGUGGUUCUUAUCUGAUUCUUGUUAUCAAGACUGGCAUUGUAACCGGUAUCUUAUCACUCACGGAAGGAAUUGCAGUAGGAAGGACAUUUGCUGCUUUGAAAAACUACCAAGUUGACGGGAACCAAGAAAUGAUGGCUAUUGGUCUUAUGAAUAUGGUCGGAUCAUGUUCUUCGUGCUAUGUUACGACAGGGUGCGGAGAAGUUCCAGUUGACUUAGACGACACUUGGGGUCGUCCUUACUUGACCCCGUGCCGUUCCAGCAGGAUCUUGUGAAAUUCUUACGUAGGGAUCCAUGGAUUCUUGGGAGGCUAGUGUUAGUCCGGAUCAGCUGGCGCUAACAUAAAAAAAAUUGAAAUAAUAGAUCAUUUUCGAGAUCUGCGGUGAACUACAAUGCUGGAGCACAAACAGUAGCGUCAAAUAUAAUAAUGGCAACAGCCGUUCUGAUCACUCUACUGUUCCUCAUGCCAUUGUUCCACUACACACCAAACCUCAUAUUGGCAGCCAUUAUUAUCAGUGCUGUGAUUGGACUUAUCGAUUACCAAGCUGCUUUCCGGCUAUGGAAAGUUGACAAAUUUGAUUUCUUGGCAUGUAUCUGCUCCUUCUUUGGCGUCCUUUUCAUCUCCGUGCCCCUUGGCCUUGCCAUUGCAGUUGCAGUUUCUGUGUUCAAGAUUCUUUUGAAUGUGACAAGGCCCAAUACUUGUGUUCUCGGAAAAAUUCCAGGAACUCAGGUAUAUCAAAGCCUAAGCAGAUAUAGAACAACCACUAGGAUACCUUCUUUUCUUGUACUCUCAGUGGAAGCUCCUAUCUACUUUGCAAAUUCCACCUACGUACAGCAAAGAUUGCUGAGAUGGGUCCGAGAAGAGGAAGAGAGGGCCACAGAAAACGGAGAAAGGCCAAUCAGAUGCAUAGUUGUUGACAUGUCAGCUGUUACAGCCAUAGACACAAGUGGUAUAGAAACAAUCCGGGAACUGAAAAUGGUGUUAGAGAGACGGUCGCUUAAGCUUGUAUUGGCUAAUCCUUUGGAAAACGUUGUGGAAAAGUUGAGCAAGUCCGGCUUUCUUGCAGAGCUUGGCAUGGACGGGUUAUACAUGACGGUUGCAGAAGCUAUUGCAGACUUGUCCAUAUUGAAGCCUACUACUCCUACUGUUAAUGAACCGUGAAACCACACGGGAACUCAUAUUUGUAGCUCCACCCACCCGGAUGUUAGGGUUGUUUCAAUUGUAUGCUCUUGUAGAAGGUGGGGUUUCAAUUUGAUGAAAUUACCGAAUAAGUGAGGAGUAAAAACUAGUGGUUCAAUUCUCCUAAACAUAGUAUGUAUCAUGUUUCCUCUAAAUAGCAAUAAAGCAUUGUUAUAUGAAAGGGGAAUUCUAUUUGCAGCCUCACUUUCACUAAACACAGCCCCUUCUUUCCGUAUUAAUUAAAAUCAAUUCAUAAUUCCCA
This is a messenger RNA of Cuscuta epithymum, 2642 nucleotides long. Lineage: Eukaryota; Viridiplantae; Streptophyta; Magnoliopsida; Solanales; Convolvulaceae. The record is from the annotation of a GenBank genome assembly.